Geodia barretti is the source of this 1514-nucleotide messenger RNA. The record is from the annotation of a GenBank genome assembly. Lineage: Eukaryota; Metazoa; Porifera; Demospongiae; Tetractinellida; Geodiidae.
AUGGAGAGCAAGCCUUCGUUUCUCUACCAGGCCGUGAAGGUGGUGUCGCUGUGCAUCCUGUGGUACGCCUUCAGCUCCGGUAACAACAUCGUCGGCAAGAAAAUACUCAAUGAGUUCCCUUACCCCAUGACCCUCUCCAUGGUACACUUGAUAGCAAUAAACUGUUUCCUGGGACCGUCCCUCAAUCUUCUGGACGUCACCGACACACCUCACAUCACCAGGAAGUACUACAUUCGCCGGAUCCUUCCUCUCGCUCUCGGGAAACUGUUUGCUGGUGUCUCCUCUCACAUCAGCAUCUGGAGAGUCCCUGUUUCUUACGCACACACUGGUUAGUCUGCAUGUGGGGGGAAGUACACGAGUGCUAUACUCUGAGUCUAUACUGCAAUGUUGCAGCUAAUCUGGAUGCAAAGGGGACAGAUGUCAUUAUUAGUGAGGUGUCCAAUUUAUAGGGUUAAAUUGCACGGAAAGACAGUUUCCUGGUGUCCUUUGAGAGAUAUAUUCUUUUGUUUCCCUAUGCAUACUACUGUAACCAUGAUGUCGUUGUGAUGUCAUUCUGGAACCAUUCAGUAAAGGUGAGGGAGUGUUGUUUGAUGUAUGGCCUAUUAUCUAAGAGUGUGUGCGUGUUAUGCUCCAGGCUACGAUGCCGCUCUUUACUGUUCUACUGUCAGUCAUCAUUAUGAAGGAAAGAUUCACACUCAGUGUAAGUUGGUGCGGAUAACUAGUGAAGCACUCCCAUCUUUCUACCCAUCUCCUCCUUUUCUCCCUUCUCUCUCUCUCUCUCCCUUGUUUCGUCUCCCUCUAUCUCCAUGUCUCUUCCCCAGGUCUACCUAUCUCUACUGCCAAUAGUAGGUGGAGUAAUGCUGGCAACGGUGACUGAGCUGAGUUUUGACAUGAUCGGACUACUAGCUGCCCUCUUUUCAACUCUCUGCUUCGCUCUACAAAACAUUUACUCAAAAAAGUGUAUGCGUGAGAUAAGGGUGCAUCAUCUGAGGUUGCUCCUGGUAAUUAGCCAGCUCUCCUGCCUCUUUCUCUUCCCCAUAUGGAUGUAUACUGACGUCUGGCAGAUCAUUGCCAACCUACACAAGGUCCAGCAUCUUGGCUGGUUAUUGCUGGGUCUGCCUCUGUCUGGGUUUCUGGCGUUUGCCCAGAACUUUGUGGCGUUCACUGUCAUCUCCCUGGUGUCCCCAGUCAGCUACUCUGUGGCCAACGUCACCAAGAGGAUCGUGGUGAUCAGCACUUCGCUGCUCCUCCUCCAGAACCCAGUCACCCACACCAACGUCUGUGGCAUGGGUCUUGCUGUCACUGGCGUUGCUCUAUAUAACUGGGUGAAGUUCAAGCAGACAAGGGAAGGUGCUAAGCCAUUGCUCCCCACCCAGACAGAUAGUGUGAUGGACACCAGUUCCAAUAUGUAUGACGUAGACUUUACCGAUUUCAGCUCCCCCAUGAAGAUCAUUUGACCCAUGUUCAUCACUAUUAUCAUUCAUGCUCUAUUUUAUUUUUGUCGGUUGACAACA